AAGCACUGACGUGUACACACUGGAACCGUGGCUAGUGUAGCUAGCUAGGUAGAGCCGGUAGUGACACAACGGCCGUUCCAGAAUGUCAGAAGGGGACAGCAUUGGGGAGUCAAUCCAUGGGAAGCCAUCUGUAGUCUCUGCCCUUUUCACAAGGAUCGGACAGAUCUAUCAAUCAUGGCUGGACAAGUCCACGCCGUUCUACGCAGUGCGAUGGGCGGCGACCCUUCUACUAACUGCAAUAUACAUGAUCAGAGUGUACAUACUACAGGGUUGGUACAUAGUCACAUACGCUUUGGGAAUCUACCACCUCAAUCUCUUCAUUGCGUUUCUGUCGCCUAAAGUGGACCCCUCCCUGCUUGACGAAGAUGAGGGCCCAUCCCUCCCCACCAAGCAGAACGAGGAGUUCCGUCCUUUCAUCAGGAGGUUGCCGGAAUUCAAAUUCUGGCACUCCGCAACAAAAGGCAUCAUCGUCGCCAUGAUUUGCACAUUUUUUGAUGCCUUCAACGUGCCAGUGUUCUGGCCCAUACUUGUUAUGUACUUCAUCAUGCUCUUCUGCAUAACCAUGAAGAGGCAGAUCAAGCAUAUGAUCAAGUACAGAUACCUCCCCUUCACGCACGGGAAGAGGACAUACAAAGGCAAGGAGGACACAGGGAAACCGUUUGCUAGUUAGAUUGCCACUCGCUGCGGGAGGGGGGUGCUUGGGUUUGGGACGAUGACACGACAACAAACAAAAUAAAGAUCACUGAUCCACAGCUGGCUGCGUUCUCAGAGCAGGAUAGACGUGUUCUCCAGAAAACUGCCUUCAUCAAGUCACCCUUUCUGUUGCUCUGUUCUGGCCUGCAUCCGUUCUCACUAGUCUGAAACUCGGUUCUGCCUUUUGCCUUUAACGCCCCUCGACGGGUGAGGGGGCGGCUCUAUUGGUCUGUGUAUUGAUGAUUCCAAGUUUUACCGCCCAAGUAUAUCAGCCAUUUUUUUUUUUCUAUCUCAUUUUUUGCUAUACAUAAAAGUCAGUAGUGUAGAGUAACGCUAGAGAAAAGAGAUUAAACGUGAAGGAAACAAGAGUAUUGCAUUGUCAACGCAGAGAUUUAAAGUCACAGUAAAGUAAGUGGCAGUCAAUCGUCUGACUACUUUAAGCUUACUUGCAAUUGAUUCAAUAAAAGGUUUUUUUUUCCUUGAUCGACUUGUCGAGGUCACGAGGCUGGCUCUCUUCCGAGCCUGUCGCUUUCUGAGCUCAGUAUUUUUGUUUCCAAAAGAUAAAGUCAUUCCGAGCUUCACGGGUACUGAAAGCUUCUCAGCUCAGUCUGCCGUGAACAAACCAACCUUCGUCUGGUACCAGAAUGAUUUGACAGUGAGUGAAAACAUGCAGUAUCUGACAAGACACUGGCAGACUUGAUCUUGAACUAUUAUUGGGAUGGGCCUCUACCUGGCAGAGGGACGGGAUCUUCCUGGAGGAUCCUGGAAGACCGAGCUUCUGCCACCUACCUGCAGAAGACCAAAGCCAAACGGCACCAUUCUUAGUUACUGAUAAGGUCCAAAUAUGUCAGUGUCGUCUGGUACUUCACUGAAGAACCCUCAAAUGUCUUUUUCUUUAUGAGCAGCAGCGGCAUUUUUGAGCUUGUGGUUGAAGCCACCUGCCCCUCGCUUCCGCGCCCAUUUUUAGAGUCUGCCCACUUGCUUUCCUGUAGCUCUGCUGUUGUUAUUAUUUGGGGGGAUUCUUACGCCAAACUCUGGCCCUCACUGAAGGAAGGGAUCAAAUCAUAUUCCUGUAAAAAGGUUGUCAGGAGGAUUUGUAUAUAUAUAAAUAUAUUUUAAAAUAUAACUUUUCUUUUUUUUUUCUUAGAUUUUUUUUUCUUUAACCACAAAACUAUUUAAAUUGUUCAUUUGAAAUUCAUAAAAAAAAAGAACUGCUUCAUUUGGCUCUCGAUUUGACGGAUGAUCAUGUUCCUCAUUGCAUGUUAUUGUUUUCUUGUGCGACAGUCAAACGAAAAAAAGAUACCGACAAAACUUGAUUUUAUUAACUUAAGUGUAAUUUUUCACUCCAAAUGCUAUUAAAGAGACUGUGUUCCUUGAAACA
Messenger RNA from Synchiropus splendidus (mandarinfish), 2074 nucleotides. It is a transcript of the gene rer1, whose product is annotated as retention in endoplasmic reticulum sorting receptor 1. The coding region runs from base 83 to 670 and encodes 195 amino acids. Gene Ontology annotation, biological process: retrograde vesicle-mediated transport, Golgi to endoplasmic reticulum; protein retention in ER lumen. The transcript has 7 exons. Gene Ontology annotation, cellular component: Golgi membrane. Lineage: Eukaryota; Metazoa; Chordata; Actinopteri; Syngnathiformes; Callionymidae. The record is from RefSeq and is a predicted model, not a curated record.